CUGUGUUCUGUCUGUGAUUGGAUGUAUUUCUGUUCAAACCCGAGGCGCACUUGGAUUUUAUUGGCCCCGAGACUUACUCUUUAAGCUCCAUUUAAUAUUCCAACGUGCAAAGCCAGAUCAGGCUUUAAACAAUGGUAGAACAGAAGAGCGCAGAUUGAAUCGAUUUGUCACGAAACGCCGUCUUAAUGAAAUUAUCUUUAAUUGAACCAACCAAAUAUAUUUGAAUUUGAUAAUAAUAUUGAGUAACGUUUUGCUUCUAAAUCAUUUGUGAAAUAAAAUCACAUCACGUCCUUGUAAUAUACAAGACAUACAUAUAUUUACAUCCAUUUAUCUGCCAUCCGCUUCUACCGCGGACAGGGUUGCGGGGGCAUGUCGUAUUUUUCAACAUUAAAUUGAUUUGAUUUAUUUGCGAAUUAUCCAUACCCCUUUAACGUAAGGCUGAUCAAGCGAUUUUCGACCACACUGAUGGCAUAUGGAUUAGCGUAAACCCGGGUCUGGCGCACUCCCCCGCCACACCGGAGCUGGUGGGUGAUCGCUGAUAUCCCGCGGCAGGCGACGCAAAACCAGCCCAUGGUACGAGGACGCGCUUGCUGCACUCCCUGAAACCAUGGACUUCAAUGUCAAGAAACUGGCCUCCGAUGCAGGGGUUUUUUUCACACGGGCAGUCCAGUUCACGGAGGAGAAGCUGGGCCAGGCUGAGAAGACUGAGCUGGACGCCCACUUGGAGAACCUCUUAGCACGGGCAGACUGCACCAAGAACUGGACUGAGAAAAUCUUCCGUCAGACGGAGAUCCUUCUGCAGCCCAACCCAAUUGACCAUACGGGUGCCCGCAUUGAGGAGUUCUUCUAUGAGAAGCUGGACAAGAAGAUUCCAUCCCGCAUCACUAAUGGGGAGAUUCUGGGCCAGUAUAUGGAGGAUGCAGCCAAUGACUUUGGUCCCGAAACUCCCUACGGGAGCACUCUGAUCAAAGUGGGGGAGUUCCAGAGAAGACUGGGUGGUUCGGAGCGUGAGUUUAUACAGACAUCUGCCAUCAGCUUCCUCACGCCACUGCGAAACUUCCUGGAGGGUGACUGGAGGACCAUCUCGAGAGAGAGGCGUCUUCUCGAGAACCGGAGGCUGGACCUGGACAUCUGCAAAGCACGUCUGAAAAAGGCCAAGGUGGCUGAGGCCAAAGCUUUGGCCACGCCCGAUUUUCAGGAGACUAGGCCUCGCAAUUUUGUUCUGUCAGCCAGUGCUUCUGCGCUCUGGAGUGAGGAGGUGAACAAAGCGGAGCAGGAGCUGCGUGUAGCGCAGACCGAGUUCGACCGCCAGGCAGAGGUGACGCGUUUGCUGCUAGAGGCCAUAAGCAGCACACAUGUGAGUCGAGUUGCAGCAGCACUGGGCGUGGGGGUCAUGCGAUUUGCACGAUUCUCGUAA
Messenger RNA from Paramormyrops kingsleyae, 1417 nucleotides. The record is from RefSeq and is a predicted model, not a curated record. NCBI's taxonomy places the organism in Eukaryota, Metazoa, Chordata, Actinopteri, Osteoglossiformes, Mormyridae.